AUGUACAACUAUUUAGCUUCUGGAGGACACUUUAAACGGUUACAUUAUCAUUUUCGUCUUGGUGCUUCAACUAUUGGAAAAAUUAUACGUGACGUUUGUUGUGCCAUAUGCGAUAUAUUAUGCCCUAAUUAUAUGCCACCACCUACAACUGAACAUUGGAUAAAAACAGCAAAAGCUUUUGAAGAACUGUGGAACUUUCCGAAUUGUCUUGGCGCGAUUGAUGGAAAACAUAUAUCAAUACAAUGCCCUCCUAAUGCUGGUUCAGAAUAUUAUAAUUAUAAAGGGUUUCAUUUCAUUGUAAUUCAAGCUGUCGUUGAUGCUAAUGCUAAAUUUAUAGCUGUAGAUAUCGGUGAUUAUGGACGAAAUAGUGAUAGUGACGAAGCAUAUCCUUUACAAACCAACUUAAUGAGACCUUUUCCAAGAAAAAAUUUAACUAAUGAAAAAAGAAUUUUUAAUUAUCGUUUAUCAAGAGCCAGAAGAAUUGUAGAAUGUGCAUUUGGGAUUCUUGUGAAACGAUUUAAUGUUCUAGAAAAUAAAAUGCUAGUUUUUCCUGAAAAAGCUACUAUAAUCACAAAGGCGUGUUGUAUUUUACACAACCUAAUAAUGGAUAAAGAAGGGGUUCUAACCGAAAUCCAAGAUGAACUUCAACUUCAAACAAUUCAAACGGUUACCCAAAGCCAACUUACAUCAAGACCAAUUAAUAGAGCAUCUACUGCAGCAAUGGAUAUCCGAGAGAAGUUCAUGAAUUAUUUCAAUUCAGACAUAGGUUCCUUGGCAAAAUAUGUAUAA
This is a messenger RNA of Rhopalosiphum padi (bird cherry-oat aphid), 789 nucleotides long. Its product is annotated as putative nuclease HARBI1. The transcript is spliced from 3 exons. Lineage: Eukaryota; Metazoa; Arthropoda; Insecta; Hemiptera; Aphididae. The coding region runs from base 1 to 789 and encodes 262 amino acids. The record is from RefSeq and is a predicted model, not a curated record.